GCGACUCUUCGUCUAUAUAUACCGCUAUAUAUAAUAUCUAUCUAUACGUGCGCCUAUAUCGAAAUCGGUGGUUCUGCAGCAAACAAUUCGAUUCGAAUUGCCGUAAUUUGACAUCAUGCUCACCCAUACACAGCCACCGGGCAAUAAAUAAUCAAAUAACAACAAAAACUCAAACCAAAAUAAAAAAGUUUAAAAGUUACGUUUUAGAUUUCUAAACGCUGAGCUCAUUAUUUCUGUCUAAUUAGCAUAAAAAGCCAUCGUAAAACGGUUGCACGAAGUUUUUAACAAAAUAUAUAGAAUAUAAAAUUUAUAGAACCAAUAAACAAAUUAUAGCAACCAUAAACCAAGGAAUACUGUGCUCUACCUCUGCUAUAUCCAAAAGGUUUCGAAUUUGAAAGAAACCCCCAAAACAGUGACCCAGUGACACAAUUAUACUGAACUUAUCAGCCACUCGUUUAGGCCAAUCUAAUACAAUCUAUCAGCGGAUUAAGAGCUCCUAACCAGCAUUUGUAAUUAAAUCUAAUAAAUGUAAUACUGUGAGGCAGCGGGUCACGUGAAUUUAAUUGCCAGAGUUUAUCAGGCAAAGCAAUUUCGUGUUAAUUAGUGUCGGAAUACCCAUAGAAAUAGUAAAUCUGCCCGAGCACCAUUUUCCCAGCUGUGAUUCCCUCACAAAUUUAUGCUCCACUUUCAUGUUAUGGAAUUUUCAAUGGACACCAAAAAAACUAAAAGGCACAAAUCAAAACCCAAAUGAGCAACACCUGAGCGAUCCAGCUGGGUCGCCCUCCAGUGCCAGCCCAAACACCACCACAGUUACAACCACCGCGGCCACUGGAGGAGGAGGAGGCGGAGGAGUGGGUACUGUGACACCCACCAAGAGUCCCCAGCGCAAUGCGCUCUUCCAGGAAGAUGCUUAUCAAUCGGCACUGGCUGGCGGCGAUAGCGUCGAUAACAUUGAGGCAGCAGCCGCGACAUCAGCCCAACUGGACGGUAAUCCGAGUGGCGGCUCGCCCGGGCAGCGGCACUCAAUAAACUCGGCCGAGUACACCUCCACGCCGAAGACCAGUCGGAGCGGGAAUGGUAACGGUAACGGUGUCGGUCCCAGCGGUAGUGGCACAACAUCGCCCAUAAAUUAUCAACUGCCCGCCGAUGACUAUCCCUAUGGUAUCGAAUAUGAGUCACAGCAACUCCAAUACCAGCAACAGCAGCAGCAGCAGCAACAUCCCGCGCCGCAACAUCAGCAACUGCCAGUAGCGGAUCAGACGCCCACGAUCACCUAUCAGAAUCUGCCGGCCAGUCGGCAGAGUUACGUCUCCCCUCCGGCCCUGGUCAUUCCCCAGCGUCAGUCCCUUCUGCCUUGGGGCGCCCACUCCAGGAGCUCCAUCAUCAACGUGCUGCCCAGCUACACCCAGGCCGAGAUGCACGCCCUGGCUGCCAGCGUGGCCAGUGUGGAGCUCUCAGCUCCGCGGCCGGGUGAGAUAGUGAUGCGGAACCUGUUCAGCGACUUUACUGUCCAGGCGGAGAAGAAGAUCGAGCUGGUGAUGCUGGAGAGUGCGGACAAGAACCUCUCCAAGCUGCUGCAGCGCGGUGAGGAUCAGCAGUUCGACCAGCUGCUGUCGGCCCUGGGCUCCGUGGCCGAGCACUGCCUGCCCUCGUUGCUGCACACCUUGUUGGCCUGGCAUCGCCGCCAGUUGUCCGACAUGGAGAUCAAGAACGACCUGAAGAAGCCCCCGCCAAGUGGCUGCAUCAACUCACAGUCUGCCGGCAAUAAGACGAUCGGGGACUUGGACUUUCAACUGCAGCGCAGGGAGGCCGCUGUUGAGUUCAUCUUCUGCCUGGCUCUGAUAGAGAUUUUGAAGCAGCUGCCCUUCCAUCCGGGCCACGAGGAUCUGGUGCGCAGCAUCGAGAAUCUGGCCUUCAAGCACUUCAAGUACAAGGAUGGCCUGCAGAAUAACCCGAAUGCCCACAACAUUCACAUGAUUGCCGACCUCUACGCCGAGGUUAUUGGCGUCCUGGCCCAGAGUCGGUUUGGGUCAGUGAGGAAGCGAUUCAUGAGCGAGCUGAAAGAGCUGCGCGGCAAGGAGGUGUCGCCCACCACCACCCAGAGCAUCAUCAGCCUGCUCAUGGGCAUGAAGUUCUUCCGCGUCAAGAUGGUGCCCAUUGAGGAGUUCGAGGCCUCGUUUCAGUUCAUGCACGAGUGUGGUCAGUACUUCCUGGAGGUGAAGGACAAGGACAUCAAGCAUGCCCUAGCCGGACUGUUUGUGGAAAUCCUAGUGCCUGUGGCAGCGGCUGUUAAAAACGAAGUGAAUGUUCCUUGCGUCAAGAACUUCGUGGAGCUGCUGUACGUACAAACGCUGGAUGCCUCUACAAAGUCCAAGCACCGGCUGGCGCUGUUUCCCCUGGUCACCUGCCUGCUUUGCGUCUCCCAGAAGACCUUCUUCCUGACCAACUGGCACUACUUCCUGGCCAUGUGCUUGAGCAAUUUGAAGAACCGCGAUGGCAAGAUGAGUCGCGUGGCGCUGGAGUCCUUGUACCGGCUGCUCUGGGUCUACAUGAUCCGCAUCAAGUGUGAGUCCAACUCGGCCACUCACUCCCGACUUCAGAGCAUUGUGAACUCGCUGUUUCCCAAGGGAUCCAAGGGCGUCGUUCCACGAGACACUCCCCUCAACAUCUUUGUGAAAAUCAUACAGUUUAUUGCCCAGGAACGUCUGGACUUUGCCAUGCGUGAGAUCGUCUACGAUCUGCUGUGCGUGGGUCGCUCUAUCAAGCUCAUCCUUAAUCCCGAACGCAUGAGCAUUGGUCUCCGCGCCUUCCUGGUCGUCGCCGAUUCUUUACAGCAGAAGGCUGGCGAGCCGCCGAUGCCCAGGACAGUGCCGGCGCUGCCCUCGGGGAAUACACUGCGCGUGAAGAAGACCUACAUCAACAAGAUGCUAACGGACGACACUGCUCGAAGUAUCGGCAUGUCGACAUAUUUUCCGCACGUGCGCCGUGUGUUUGUGGACAUCUUGAGGGCACUGGACGUGCACUACGGUCGUCCCCUGAUGAUGACCAAUACCCAGAAUCAAAACAAAGAGCCCGAUGAAAUGCUGUCCGGAGAAAGGAAGCCGCGAAUCGAUCUGUUCCGGACAUGUGUGGCUGCCGUUCCGCGACUAAUUCCGGACACAAUGACAGCCCAUGAGCUGGUGGAUCUGCUGUCCAGGCUGACGGUUCACAUGGACGAGGAGCUGCGCAUUUUGACGCACCAAUCGCUGACCACGCUGGUGAUUGACUUUCCGGAUUGGCGUCAGGAUGUCGUGCACGGUUACACCCAGUUUCUGGUGCGCGACGUCACCGACACCUAUCCGCAACUCCUGGAGAACUGCACGCGUAUCUUGUUCAACUUUCUCAACUUCUGGCGGUGUGCCAUCAUUGUGAACGGUGGAAACACCACAGCGAACGCUACAAACACCAGCUCGAAUGCGGCCAAUCCGGCGCAACAGAAGGCUGCCAAUACGGGAACAGUGGUCCAGGCGACUGUCGUCCAGGCCACUGUUGUACAGGCGCCGCCCGCUAAGGACACCGCCAGCAGCCAGCUGUCCAAGCAGCAGCACUUGAACACCGCCAGCAGUGCUGCCUCGAGCAUCACCACUUCCAGUGGCAUGUCGAGCAUCACCCAGCAUACGGUCCUCAACAUGGCUAGCGAUGCGGGGAAGAAGAACGAGAUUCCUCUGGCCACCACUCUGCACUUUGUGGAGGGAUUCGCGUUGGUGUUGCUCUGCAACUAUCGCCCCUAUUUGCGCAAACUGGCGGCCAUGAUUCUCAAGGAGGUGAAGAACCUGAUGCGGGCUUUGGGCAUACCCGAGACCGAGCCGCCACUCAUCGACGUGAUGGACCGGUGUGUGCCCACCAUAGUGGAGAAGUGCCUACCAUUGCUACCUCAAACGGAGAAGACGGCCAUCCUGAAUGCCAACUGCAUAGACCUGCAGUGGAUAGCCGAGAGAACCAGCGGCGUUUGGCUGGCAGGACUAACAGAUGAUAAUUCGAAAUCUUCCACAUCGACCCUGAACCUGUCACAAUCGAGCUCAACGCCCAAUGCCUCGGCUACUGCCGCCAGUUCCCCGCAGCCCCAGUUCGAUCCUUGGGCCACCUGCCUGUUUGGCUUGCUGGAGAGACAACGCAUUCUGCAGCAGUGUCCUUCGGCCGUGGCCCAGGCCUGGCCCAUUUGCUUCACACGCUUAAACGCGCUCUUCAGCGUCAUAGAUCCCACCCCUGUCAGUGACAAUCGAGCUUCAUUGCUGCGCAGUUCGGCGCCCACCAAAAAAGUGCCCACCGAGAGCCAGAAGGACUCGUACCUGCGCCUCUGGAGGAACCAGGUGGCCUGUGCCAUGAGACUGGUGCCCCAAAUCCCUAGCGUAGCUGUGCGCUGCGCCUCGCCCGAUCUGAGUCUGAGUUUGCAAGAUCAGUCGGACUCGCGUUCCCUGUCCGAUUCCCUGGACAAUAUACCAUCGAACGUGUUCGGCCCGGAGGGCAUCGUCACGCGCUUCACGCUGCCACUCUCCUACGGACGCAAAGAGGCGCGCCAAAAGCGACUUGGCUCAUCGCCGGACUCCCUGAACGCCGAUCGCAGUGACAAGUCGGCCAUGGGCAGCGCCUCGCCCCACGCCCUCUACAAGCUGGUGGUGCCCCUGCUCCGGUGCGAGGUGGUCGAUGUUCGGGAUGCCGCCGUUAACGCCCUGGGCCUGAUAAACCACGAUGCACUCAAGGAUCUGAUGGAGGAGCUGGUGGUCUACAUCCGGGAGGCCGUGGAUCGCAAGCAGGAAAAUAUGCGACGCAGGCGGAGGCGCGAUGCCCUGCGGCUGCAAGUGGUGCGUGUCCUGGAGAAGAUUGCCGAGAACGGGACAUUCGGAGUGAGCACGUGUGUUCUGGAGCGCGACACGAUGUCCCUGCAUCCCACUUUCGUGGAAUACAUCGAAGGGGCCAUGGCCUACCUUAUGGCGGAGACGGACAAGGAUAACCUAAGCAUUAGGGAGGUGAAGGCGCACUUUUGCAAUUUCAUACGCAAGAUGAUUAAGAACUUUUCACUCGAAUCCUGUGCCACACUGCUGUCGCGGGACCUGAAGCGUAAUCUAUUCAAUUUGUUUGCCACAUGGUGCGGCAGCUUCUCAAAGCCGCUGAGCAUUACCUCGCAGAUUGGCCAGACCCUUGAGGAGGAGAAGCUGCAGUUUAGUGCCUUGCAGGCCAUGUCGGCUUUGCUCUGUUGCGGUCACAUCUUCUAUCCACCACAUCUGCAAGACGACGGAAUGACAGCCACUUACAAGUGGCUAGACCUGCUCCUAACCUCCAAGGACGAAAAGAUUUAUCAAUUGGCCCGCGACACUGUGGUACUGCUCCUAGAAUCGAAUCCAGAUAUGGGCCAGCUUCUGGAGUGGGUUAUCGAUCGCUGCUAUACGUCGACGCCUCGCGAGGCGGACGCCUGCUUCCUGGCCCUGGCCUCGAUCUUCAGCGCCAAGGAGUAUCCAUGCGACCAUUACACAUCCGUGAUAACGGUGACACUUCUAAUGACGGGCUGUCCUCGCGUGGAGGUACACGCCACGGCACUCCAGCUUCUGCAGAUCCUGGACAAGCGUUUCUUCGGCAGCGUUGUGGGCACUCUGCACAGCGACAACGAGAAAGAGGACGACAAGGUGGGCACUCUGGAUGUCCUGCUGAGCAGUGCCUACUGUCGGUCGCAGCGGUUCCUGUCCAAGCAGCUGGCCCAACUACGCCCGGAGCUCACCAUGUCCAUAUUUUCAGAAAUCACACAUCGCUUCCAAAGCGCUCGAGAGGAUGUAAGGGCCCUGCUGCUGCAGUGCCUCUUGCCCUGGCUGCAGAACAUGGAACUGGUGGCCACCAGUGUGCCACCCGCCACGCCCCUGUCCUACAUUAUGUAUUUCCCGGACUCAGGGACACGAGGUCGUCGCGAGGGCACCGGCUCCACCGAGGCAACUGAAAUGAUUCUCAACAAUCUCUUCUACAUCACGGCCAAGUUCUCGGACGCCCAUCCGCGGGACAUCGAGGAGCUGUGGGGCACCCUCUGCCAAUUUUGGCCCAACAACCUUAAGGUCAUUUUGCGGUAUUUGGUCAUCAUGAGUGGCAUGGCGCCCACCGAACUGCUGCCCUACGCCAAGCGAGUGGCGCUCUAUCUGGCCCGCAGUUGUCCGGACCGCCUGCUGGACGAGCUCAUGGCCGAGCUGCAGACAGUGGAGACACUAAAUUGCUUGAUUGAAAGGACAGAGACACCGCCCUUCUAUCGCUUGACCAGCAUGCGGAAAGCUUCCAGCCACAGUGCCGAUGGUCAAGCAGGGGUAGGGGGAAUCAACGACUCCAGGAUCCAAGAUCUGGCCGUGGAAAAGGGCACAAUUCACACCAAGCGUCACAGUGGCGAGGAUCCCAUUAAAAUAGGAACCUGCAAGUCUGACAGUGGAAUCCGUGCUUACACCCAUGCUGCAGCCGCAGCUGCUGCCGCCGCCGUCACCCCAGGAUCGAAUGGAAAUCGUCCGCCCAGAGGAGCUGACAAAAUCCGUGCUGCAUCAGGUCCUUCCAUCUUACCAAGGCCGGAGGACAUCCUAAUUAACGAUCCAGAACUACGACAGGAGGAGAAUGUUGAGCUGCGCGGAGCCUCCGAUGCUGCUGCCAACGCUCAUCCGCAUCCUUUGCCCAUGCCGGAAUACGGCGGGUACUUUGCCCCGCUUACCGAGUUUCUGCCGGAUGUUAGUUUACCCAUCAGCGGAUUCCACAGAUGCAACGUGGCCGUCAUGCUGCUAACCGACAUUGUGGUUGAUGGAAUUCCCGCCAUUGACUGGACCCUGCAUCUGCCUUUGAUGCUGCACAUCCUGUUCCUGGGCCUCGAUCACACCCGCAUCAUUGUCCGGGAGCACUGCAAGCAGCUGUGUGUAAACCUGCUGAUCGUCUUGGCCGAGCACAAUGACCACCUGACCGUGGCCCGCAUCCUGCUGAACAGCGAGACCAGCAAACUGGACCUAGGACUGACUGUGCCUGCCCUGCCCGUGAUCGACAACAAUUUCACGGAGUUCCACCAGCAAUUCGAUAGCUAUUUGCUCCAUGUGAGUCCCCAGGCGACUGCCUAUGCCCUGCAGCACAACCUCUCCAGCUCCACGAUCAUUGCGGCGCAUUCCUCGUCGGUCUCCGGAUCAAACCAACAGAAUCUGCCGCAUACUCCGCAGAACCAGCAGCAGACUGGAUCGCAGAAUAACCAGAAUACCACACCACCUGGCUUGGCUGCCACCCCAGCCGCGCUCCAGAUAAAUCCGAACAACACUGAGAACUCGGAGGUGCCGCUGAUCCACCCCGACGAGCAUGCUCCGCCCCAGCCGGGGCCCAGUAUGCCCAUAGCCCACGUAAUCAAGAGUCUGCUGAAGUUCUUGGCCCAGGACACCUGCCAGCCACUGUGGAAUUACGAGGAUAUAACCGCCAAGGUCUGGGCUGUCAAGUCCGCGGAGCAGCUGAGUUGUUUCCUCAAGCACAUGGUCAAAGUGUUUGCGGAUAGCUACCCUCAGGCGAGGAUUGCCGAGCGCUGGGCCCAGACUGCCCUCCAGUUGGGACUGUCCUGCUCCUCGCGGCACUAUGCCGGACGAUGUCUGCAGAUCUUCCGGGCCUUGAAUGUGCCCAUAAACUCUAGAAUGCUAUCCGAUAUACUCUCCCGGCUGGUGGAAACAGUGGCGGAGCAGGGUGAGGAUAUGCAGGGGUAUGUGACGGAACUACUGCUGACUUUGGAGGCGGCUGUGGACAGCUUGGAUUCUGACUUCCGCCCUCUCGACGUGAUGAAGGAUAUCUUCAAGAGCACACCCAAUCUGAACAACAAGGAUGGCGGCCCCAACUCGAUACUGCCUGGCAAAAAGUCCCCGUCGGGAAUGACGCCACAGUCCUCGAAUUUCUCCAUACCCAGCCACGGUCGCAGCACCAGCUACUCCGUAUCCUACUGCGGCCGGAAAGCCAACAACUCUCCGUGCGACAAGCAAGUAGAGCUGCGCAAUCGCUCCUCCGGCAUCGAUCUGGAGCGUAGUGUCGUCUGCAAAUUUGGGGUCGGCGGAGUGGGUGGAGUGGGAGCCGGUUCGGCUCUCUCCCGUUCCCGCAGCGCCCAAAGCCUGAAGAUGCUCGGGGACACAGCCACGCAGGACGACAAGAUGACCAUUCUGGCGCAGCUAUUCUGGUUGUCCGUGUCGCUUCUGGAGUCAGACUACGAGCAUGAAUUUAUGUUGGCCCUGCGUCUGUUGACUCGAGUACUACAUAGACUGCCACUGGAUCGUCCGGAUGCACGGGACAAGGUGGAGAAACUGCAGCAGCAACUUAAGUGGACAGCCUAUCCGGGAGUCCAUGCUCUUCUAUUGAAGGGCUGCACCCACAGUGCCACCUAUGAGCCAACCAUCACGCUGCUCUCGCAGUUCGCUCCACUCCUCACGCUUCCCGUCUGCGAUCCCACCCAGAGCUGCGCCUUUCCCAUGAAUGUGAUCGCCCUGCUGCCCUACAUGCUGCUCCACUACGAGGAUGCCAACGAGAUCUGUAUUCGGAGUGCGGAGAACAUUGCCCAGGUGUCCACGGAGCUGGGAGCCAAGCUGGAGAACCUGGGCACAGUGAUGACUCUGUACAGCAGGAAAACCUUCUGCAAGGAGUCGUUCCAAUGGACCAAGUGUGUUGUCAAAUAUCUGCACGACACCUACGCCCACAUGGGACUGCACAUGGUGGCUUUCCUGAUAGAAGUCCUGGAAAAAGGACCGCAGCAAGUGCAAGUUCCGGUUCUGAAUGUGAUCCAUUGUAUGCUGCACUACGUGGACUUGUCGGCUCCUCAGGCUCAGACCAUAAAUGCGGAUUUGCUGAGGGCCAUUGGAAAGUACUUGGAUACGGUGAACUGGAAGGACUCACUGAAGAUCCUGAAGCUGAUUGUUACCCGCAGCUCCUCGCUGCAGGUCGUACCGCCCAGCGACGGCAGCAGCGCCGGCUUAUCGUUCUCCUUCUAUGGCGCAUAUCCGGACUCGGAUAUGUUCUGUAAAAAGGAACUGGCCGGUCGCACCAUGGAGUUCACCUUCGAUGUUUCGCAAACGCCUCUCAUAGGACGACGGAUCCUGCUGAAGACGGAAGACCCGGCGGCUGCCGGCUGUGCUGCCUCCACGACUGGCAGCUCCUCGCUGAACUCGACGUUGACGAAUGCCACAACGGUGACGGUGGCACCGAGUGCUGCCCAGCAGCAGGCCAAUGCCCAGCUGCAGCAGCAACGAGCCCACACCAAUGUGGCAGCCAUUGCGGCGGCCGCAGCAGCUGCUCAGCAUCAGCAACAGCAGCAGGCCAUCGGAGCCGGAAGCAGUGUGGUGGGCACCCCCAACUCUCCCCGACGGAGUGCCAGCCUGUCGCCGGCGGACACAGUGCCGCUAAGUGGAUGGAAGCGGCCGUGGAUGUCACAGUGCCGCGUGCGUGAGUGCCUGGUCAACCUCCUGACGACCUGCGGUCAGCGUGUGGGCCUGCCCAAGUCCCCAUCGGACGAUUUCAUAAAUUCAAUUUGCUCAAAGGUUAUAUUCAGUCAGUCUUCGGAUCUGAUGGAGCGUCAAUCUUCGGCUGCUUCUUCCACGGAAGAGACCUCUGGUCCCCAGGGAGAUUUGAGCAGCGGCUCCCGGCGGGACGACGGCCAGCCCGACUUUACUGUCUUUAAGGACUUCGAUUUCCUAGAGUACGAGGACAGUAUUGCCGGCGAGUCCACGGAUAACUUCAACUGGGGCGUGCGACGGCACCAGCUCUUCGAGGGCGAUGAGGAGCGCCUUAAUUGCGGCAGUGGUAUCGGUGGCUCCAUCAAAGGUGGCCAUUCCUCCGCUCUCGAGGACAGCUUCAGUGACAAGACGCCCAUACUGAGCAAGCGAAAGCGACAGACUGCCGACGAUUCCUCCGACGAAGAGGCUGAAUCUGAGUCACCAUUGGACGAGGACCAUCGCCAGUCCUUCUUGAAGUCCGGGUACAGUGCGGUGCCCCCCACAUCGCUGAGCCUGCGUGAGCGGAGGCGUCGCAAUUCAGUGUCGCGCAGUGACACCAGUGGCUCAAGUGCUGGUGAUUUGGGUGACAUUACGCCUUGCAAUGCUUCACCCCACUUACCGGGCAUCAUUCGAUUUGGAGCAGCUGUUCGGGACGAGGCGGAGGAUAACUGGCGCCAGCAGCUGCAAGGAAUGCUGGUCAACCAGCCAUCGGCCCACACCUCGGAGCUGCUGCAGCAACUGCACCGACUGAUCAAGGAGUUAACCUUCAAGACCAUUAGUAUUUCCAAGGAGGCCAAGAAGUUCUUUACCGGAAUUGGAUCUCAGCUUGGCAACCGUAUCUCCCUGUUCACAGAUUUGCUCAGCUCCCGGGCAGAUCCUCCACAGGUUUGGUGCAGCGAGCAGCAGGCUACCACACCCAAGCUGUUUGAGACAUUGCGGUUCAAUGUUCUGGAGGUGCAGGAACAUCUAGAGACCUUUUUCGACCGCAAGGAUCAAGUUUUGGAGUGCCUGGACGCCGUGAAAACCAGUUGCAAGCUAUCGCUUUUCAAUGAGGCUGAUGUGGCUGCAUCUGGUCUAGAAUUGCCCACCUCAUCUAGCAUAGCCUACAUGCCGUUUGAUCCUGCCUCCACUGAGGUGGUCCUGGACCUGGGUCGCUCUCUGUACAAGCUGAUGUUCCAGCUGCUUCUAUUGAUUGAAUCGAAUCACAAGAUAUCCUCAAAUGUGGUCAACCAUUUCCGCAUUAAUGAAGACAUGCACGACAUAUCCGAUCUCUAUGCCCUUGUUCGCGAUGCCCUGGUGCGCUACACAAGCGAAGCCGAGCUGGACUGCCUGGAGUCCUCCACUUCCACUGAGGGCGAGCACACGCCCACCCCCUCACCCGGCUUGCCCAUGACUCAGGAGGAGUUCGAGGUGGGCCUGCACGAGCACAUCGAUCUGCAGCGCUGGCCCAGCGCCAUUGCCCAUGUGCGUCAAUAUCGUCGUGUCGCCACCCUGAAUGCCGCUGGCGACCAGACCAUGACCAUUUUCACCUACAGUAGCCUAGACAACCGGCAGAAGUGGGACGAGAUGUCUGUCAUACUGAACGCAUAUGCUCAUGGUAUUAUGAAGGAUCGCACAGCAGAAGCCUUCAUCGUAUCCAAAUCCGACUCGGAACUGUUCGAAAUCUAUGCCAUUCUCUCAGAGAAUCUAUAUCAUGUAUCCAGCGCUCUGACCAACAUGGAAAUAAGCAUGAAGAGCUACUCCGCGGGCAGUGCAUCGGGCAACCUUCAUCGCAGCGAACAGGACAUUGUGACAAAUCUUUAAACUUAUCCUUAGUCUAAGUAUAUCGCAGAUAGGAAGACCCUUUUAUAUGUAAUCUAUUAGCUCAUAAGCUGCAUUCUAGACACUACUCCGUGUACGUAAGCGAUCAUUAUUCUUUUGUGAGCGAACAAAUGUGUUAGGUACGAUCCAAUUAUGCAAAUAUAUUUAUCAAUUACA
Drosophila ananassae is the source of this 11468-nucleotide messenger RNA. RefSeq names its product protein furry (gene fry). Bases 690 to 11294 code for a protein of 3534 amino acids. The transcript is spliced from 28 exons. NCBI's taxonomy places the organism in Eukaryota, Metazoa, Arthropoda, Insecta, Diptera, Drosophilidae. Gene Ontology annotation, biological process: cell morphogenesis; neuron projection development. Gene Ontology annotation, cellular component: cell cortex; site of polarized growth. The record is from RefSeq and is a predicted model, not a curated record.